Talpa occidentalis (Iberian mole) is the source of this 7670-nucleotide messenger RNA. It is a transcript of the gene PDCL3, whose product is annotated as phosducin like 3. Gene Ontology annotation, cellular component: cytoplasm. The record is from RefSeq and is a predicted model, not a curated record. The transcript is spliced from 6 exons. NCBI's taxonomy places the organism in Eukaryota, Metazoa, Chordata, Mammalia, Eulipotyphla, Talpidae. Gene Ontology annotation, biological process: protein folding; angiogenesis; positive regulation of gene expression. The coding region runs from base 56 to 778 and encodes 240 amino acids.
AGCGCGGAGGGGCGGGGGCGCGGCGGUCGGCCGGGCGUGAGCGAUCGGAGUCGAGAUGCAGGACCCCAAUGCAGACACCGAGUGGAAUGACAUCUUACGCAAAAAGGGCAUCCUGCCCUCAAAGGAUAAUUUGAAAGAAUUGGAAAAGGAGGCAGAAGAGGAGGAACAGCGAGUCCUUCAGCAAUCAGUUGUGAAAACAUACGAAGAUAUGACUUUGGAAGAACUAGAGGAAAAUGAAGAUGAAUUUAAUGAGGAGGAUGAGCGUGCUAUUGAAAUGUACAGGCAGCAGAGAUUGGCUGAGUGGAAAGCAACUAAACUGAAGAAUAAAUUUGGAGAAGUUCUAGAAAUCUCAGGAAAGGAUUAUGUUCAAGAAGUUACUAAAGCUGGUCAGGGCUUGUGGGUAAUCUUGCACCUUUACAAACAAGGGAUUCCCCUCUGUGCUCUGAUAAAUCAACACUUCAAUGAACUUGCCAGGAAAUUUCCUAAUGUCAAAUUUAUCAAAGCCAUUUCAACAACAUGCAUACCCAAUUACCCUGAUCGGAAUCUGCCCACGAUAUUUGUUUACCUUGAAGGUGAAAUUAAGGCUCAGUUUAUUGGACCUCUAGUGUUUGGUGGCAUGAGCCUGACAAGAGAUGAGUUGGAAUGGAAAUUGUCUGAGUCUGGAGCAAUCAAGACAGACCUGGAGGAAAACCCUAAAAGACCAAUCGAAGACAAGUUGCUGUCCUCGGUGCGGGGCUCAGUGCCCAUGAGGAGUGGCAGUGACUCUGAGGACGAUUAAGGCUGCAGCUAGGGUAAAGUGUCCAACCUUCUUGAUGUGACGGGUCAUCUGGAUUUUUUAAAAAAAGGGAAAAUAUAGGUUCAAAUCCUUCGGUGUUAGCCUUUUUAGUUAAGACUUGAAUCUCAGACCUCAGAAGUAAUCAUUGCCUGGAAUCCUAUCAAAUUUCUUGGAACUCUUUUAAAAUUAAGAACAUUUCCUUAAAAAAAAAAAAAGGAAACAGCUAUUGUUUUGGCAAAUUUCUGUUUUCCUCAUUUAUAUUUUAAGUAAACCAUAAAACUAUUUACUAUUUGUUGACCUAUGACAAUGUAAAGGAAUAUGUAGUUUUUUUAUAAUAUGAAUAAAUUAUACAGUAGAAAAACUUGCAAACUAAACUUUACAGUAACGUUACUGUUCAUUUUUAUUCUUUUAUAAAGAUUGCAACAUUAAUAUUGACUCAAAUAAUGGAAUGAUCUAUCGGAAAAAAUCUUGGUAUUUAUCCUAUUUCUAAAAAUUAGGAAAUUUUUAUGGAAAAAAAUAUUUGUCUUAUCAAAGCAAUAACUGGAAGAUCCAGUGAACUGCCAUUUCAUGGUGACUGUUUUUCCAUUUAAAAUAACUUUUUGUCUCAGACCAUGGGCAUGUCAACUAAUCUCAGUUACUUAAAUUCUUUUUUAGACAUAAACAGAUACACGUACAACAUAAAUAGUCUCAAUUAAUUUAAAAAAAGCAUAUUAAGAUGUUUUCUUAACCUCUUAGCAUUUGGUACUUGUAAAAUUAAUACUGGUUUGAAUCAUAAAAUUAUAAAUCAGACCAGGCACAGAAUUCCUCCAGAUUGCAUUGUAAAGUACAUUUUUGCUAUAAUUCAAAGAAUAACAAGAAGCUGUGACCCAUUUUAUCUGUGAGCAGUAUCUGUGUUAGUGACUAUUUAGUUUUCUACACACACGAGAACCACCACUGUUGAGAAAAACAUUCUCUGUUGGUUUACCUUGAAGGCUUUAAUUGCAGGUUUGAAACAGCUUGGACAGUUCUCUCACUCUCACUGGGCUUUGUGGGAGAGCUGACCUCUUGGAUUUUCUUUUGAUAGCUGACAUUAAAGUGAAAUGUGUGGGAAGAACAAAGGUGAAAAAGUUGAUUGCUGUACUCUCCUGAGAGCCGCAUUGUAUACAGCUCCCCAGAAAGAGGGAGAGCUGUGAAUGUGUGGGCACCAGCAGCCAUGGCCAUGAAGAACACCGGUUCUCUUCCACUGGGAAGCCCAUGCAGGAUGCUAUUCUGAACAUUCACUAGACCACUUAGAAAUGUGUAAGUGAGAUAACUGCCUCACAUUCUUGCCUCCACACCAGACUAAGCCACUUCAUUUGAGCCCAGCAAAAGUAAGGUGCCUGUGGACUGGAUGAACGAGCCUGUCUGUCCACUCUUGGCUCUCGGCAGCUGUUUAGUUUUGCUGACUGGACUUGAUUUAAAAUGAUGGAGAAAAGCAUCGCUAUUCUAAAAUUAAUAUUGUCAUUUAGAACCUGACCUACAAAUUUCUGCAGGUUAGUUAAUUCUGGGAUACUUGCCUAUAAUAUUUGACAUUAUCUUCUUGCUGUUUCCUUUGGAGCGACAGUGAUGUGCCAGAGGCCAGAGGACUUGGGACACAUAUAGUAAGCGUUUAUAAUUCCACAGCAGAAACACAUAGUGACCAGGGGAAACUAGACCAGAAGGAUACCAAGACCUGUCAUGUGUUGUUGGAGGGAAAGUGAUGGGGAAGGGUGUUUAUGCAAGUGCUGGGAGGCCCUUUCUUAAGUGAUUAGUGAGAAAUGGUUCUAGAAAGUUGUAAUAUUAAAUGAUUGGGAGGACUAAAACUUUGUAAUUCAAUAUGAUUGAGCCCUCUCUAUUUUGUACUUAGGUUGUAUAUCUUACCUUAUUACAAAUCUAAACCAAGUUGGCAAACCAUGGCUUAGUCAGAGUCCCAACACAGGGCAGCCUCCUCGGGUCAGUACUUCAUAAAAGUUCCACUGGGCACAAAAGGCACUUUUUCAGACAAGAAAAGACUGUUUAGAAAGAUGUUCUCUGCUACUAGUGCUACAUUUUUUUUUUGGCCAGUUUUUAUCUGGCUUUAAAUUCAAUUUUGUUAUGUAAUCAAUCCAAAUUUUAACAAAGUGCUUCUCAAGUGUGAUAACCCAAAUGUGUUGUGACUGUGUUGCUUACUAUAGAAACCUGUUCCUUUGAAAGCAAUUUUGUCCUGUUUAUGAAAGCCAGUUGUUAGUCAUAAAUAUAAGCCUUUUUGACAUGUGUCUUGAUACUGUUUGCAUUUACAGAGCAUAUGGUCACAAUUUCACCCUGUGCACACUGCCCCCUAGCAACCUUCACAAGAAACCUUGUCAUUUGCUUGCUACCAGGAAUCUCGUGGUCCAGUCUCACCACCUUGGAACCUGCACAGUAGCCUCACCUUCUCUUUCUGUUUCUUUAAGCCUCCAGUGAAGAUGUCUACUCCAGUUUUAAACCCUGCUGUGCUUUUGACCCUCUCCUCUCCCACAUUCUUUAGGAUUUUUGUUCCAGUAAAUUAUCGUCUUGAUUUCAGUCUCUCUCUCUCUUGUGAGGUCUCAGGCACUAAAAGUGUUUAGGUCUUGUGACAGAGACUGCUGUUUGCUUACCUAGUGUUCAGGAUUCUGCAAUUCUACUCUAGCAGUUGUGGGACCAGCUAAAAGAUAAAAUUUCUGACUUCUGAGCUCACCAGAGGGAGAGGUGGGCAGAAGUUGACUGGUAGUUUAAGAACAGCUUUCUUAAAAACAACAAAUCAGUAUGUACUCUUUUUGAGCUUAACCUCCUCCUGCUUCCUGCUAAAAUGUAUAUAUGAUCGCAGCCUACAUAGGCCACAGGGCAUCUUAAUAGAGACUAAAAGUAAGGAUAAUCCUGAAGGCAUAGAACCUCUGUAAUUGACCUGCCCCCUCUGGACUUGUGUUUUGCGAAAGAAUUAACUUCCACCUUGGUCUCUUUUAGUAACAGCAGAUGCAUUUCUUACUGAAGUCACAAGCUCAUCACUAGAGGAAUCAGCUUCAACCCCACUUUCUCCCCACUUUGAAAUUGCUCAAUAAAAGAGCAUUUAUAUUCCUUGUCCCCUGCUGCUACUUCAUUUUCAUUGCCUUUCAAUUACUUUAUGAAAGGACUUAAGGACUUCUAUUUCCAUUGUGUGAAGAACUACAUACUUUAAACAACUCACCUGAUAAUAACUCAAAAUGUUGGGUAAAAUUUUUAUAAUAAGGGAUUUCUUUCAAAUGACUGGAAUCCCAAAGGACUGUCUUUAGUAUUAGGGUGAGUUGGUACUACUUAGACACAGUCAUCUAUAAAGCCUUCCCUCCUGUGUGUUUGCAGUUUGAAUUCUCCUGGUGUAUGUGGUCUAAGUUCUGAAAGAAUGAAGUUCUUAAAGAGGCCCUAAAUUGUUAAUGCCUAGAAGCUCAUGACCAAAGCAAUUUUGUAGAAUAACACAGUAGAAUAAUACAGCUUUAAUAUGACCCUCAAACACUCAUGUCCUAAGUUCGGAAAUCACAGGAUGCCUUAGGUAAUGAAUCCUGAACAAAACUGAGCAGAAGGUAUUACAAUCAGACCUGCAAAGACAGUAUAUUGAAUUUUCAGGCAGAAUAUAAGAUGAAUCCAUUUAAGAUGUUUCAAUAAAAGAGUAAUGAAUUCCUGAUAUAAAAAUAAAUCUUUUACAUAAAGAAGGUUUGAAAAAGAAUUAGUGAACUGAAAAGUAGAGUCAGAUAAUUGCCAAGUCUGUAGCACGUACAGAAAAAAGGUGGGAAUAUAAAAGUUAGCUUAAGAGAUGUGAGGAAAGACUGAUAAGGUCUAACAUACCUCUUAGAGUGUUAGAAGGACAAUGCUGGAAACACUUGAAAGUACUAUAUGUUGAAAUUUUGGAAAAAAGAUUUCUAGAAUUGAUGAAAGACACCCUCAGAUUUAAAAAGCUAUAUAAAUUCCGAAUAAGUUCAAUAAAUCCAUACCUCCGUACACAGGGUGAAACUGCAAAAUAUCAGAUAUUUAUAAAAGAUAUCAGAUAUUUAUUUAUCAGACAUUUAAAAAGUUAGAUUUCCUACAGCACAGUAACAGUAAGGCUUAUUGACUUCUUAACAGCAACAAUGAAAGUCAGAAAACAAAUAAUAUCAGUGGACUAAGAAAAAACAACAAAACUAUGAGCCAAGAAUUGUUAGUAACCAGCAAAGCUCUAUUUUAGGAAUGAGGAUGAAAUAGACACUUCAGACAGAAUGAGUAAGUUUGUCAUUAGCAGACUCACUAGAGGAAACUUAAGAGGAUUUUGCUUUGUGCAGAAGGACAAUGAACUGAUAAAAGGUUUAUCAGCUGAAGGAGUUUGAAAUAAGGUCUGAAAACAUGUUGACCAAAAAUAAGAUGGGUAUAUCUGAACAAACGUUGACUUGACAAAAUAUUACAAGUAAUGUCUUUCUCACAUUAAGAGCGAAACAGAGCUAAAUAAACAGGACAAUGCAGCAUAGAACAAGCAGCAAUUGAAGAAGUAGUCAGGAUUCUCUAAUUCCUAGAUUCUUACAAGUGUUCAAAAGGUUAGCAAAGAUGUGCACGUUAAAGGUGAGUUUAUUCAUGGUGACAGUAAAAGGGAAAAAAGUGGGGGUGGAUGGCUCAGUUAAUUCAACAGAAGACCAGAAGGAAGAGUAAAAAGAAAGAAGACCCAUAGAAAGUCUAAAAUAAGUUGUUAGAAAUAAACUUAAAACAAUAGUGACAAUAAAUGUAAGUGAAUAGUACUCUUAAUGGUUGUACCAUAUGUUCUGGCAAUCAUACUCCCAGUUGUUUGUCCAACUGAUUUGAAACUACGUUUACACAAAAACCUACUCACAAACAACAGCAACUUAUAAUUGACAACGACAAAAUUAAAAUAGCAGUUGAUGAAUGGAUACACUAGUACAGUGACACAAUUGUAUGUUAUUUCAGCAAUAAAAAUGAGCUAUUCACAAAAAAACAUGGAUGCGAAGUGAAAUAAGCUUGUCUAAAAAGACUAUUGUUCUACUUAUGUAACAUUCUGGAUAAGGCAAAACUGGGUAUACUAAAAAAUCAGUGGUUACUCAGCGGUUCAGGAGCUUGAGAGAAUUGAAAAGGAAAAACUUACAGGAUUUUGGGGACUGGAAGUGUUCUGAAUGAUACAGUAGUGGUGGAGGUAUAACAUGCAUUUUUUUAAAACAUAGAAUUUUACACCAGAGAGAAUGAACUUCAUGUGUGCAAAUGUAAGAAAGUUGAGGAGUUGGGGUACCUGGAUCAAAUACAGGAUGUGACAAAAUAAUGUUAUAAAUGUGUGAAAAAACCUCACAGAAGGGGGUAGGGUAAAGGUGCUGAUAUGAGUUACUUUGGAAUUGAGUAGAGUCUACAAGAUGAAAGGCAGAAGAAACUACAUGAGCCCAGUGCUCUAGCUGAUGAGGUUUUCUCACAGCGGUACAGGUUAGCAAUUCUGAUAACUGCGGAUUGAACCAUUAAUCCUGAUACCAGGAUUGAACGAUUAAAUAACUGGAUGGCAGGUGGUGGGAACCAGGUUUCUCGCUGUUGGUUGUGAGAUUGGAGCAACAGGAGGAGGUUGGAAUGAUCUAUGUGCUAAUGGAUUGUAUGAACUCAUGUUUAGUUUAAUGUAGAUACGGAGGGUUAUUAUAUAUUUAGUGUACAGACACAGGUUAAGUGAACAUUUCUUUGCUCAGUUGAGGGAGUUUAAAAUAAGCAAUGACACCCAAGAGCAAAAACCACACCUCUCACUCAGAUGUUUGUUUCUAAUACCAUCCUCCAAAAGAGGAAGCAGAGCCCUCUAGAGAAAGUUAAUUCUUGAAACAAGAAUAGUGAAUAGACAAGAUUAACCUGGGUCAUCUUGUGCCAUAAAGAAGUGCUCAAGGGGCCUACAGGUUAUGUCUAAGCACUGUCACCGCUACCGCCUGAGUUCCAUCCCAGCCAGGGAGCUAACCCACAUAUGGCACAACAGAUCUCUCCUAUCUCGCCCGCUGCUCCCCUCAACAACAUAUUUCAGUAAAUCUGCCUGGUCUGCUCCCCACUCUGUCUCAGGUGAAUCCUUAAAUACACCACCCCCCGCCACACCUCUGGCCUACACCCCAGUUCUACACAAAAGUUUAAAAACAAAGUGCUCAAAACUAAAACCUUAAAGAUAGGAAUAUGUCAAAAGGAUACAGGAAUCCAACUGAAAGAUCGCCUAGUGGCUAAAACUGGAACAAUUUGAGCAACAAAAUAAAUAUUGGAUUAUAACCCAAAGCAUAACAUAAAUGUCCAUGAGCCCAUAAAUGAUUGAAUAGACAAGUGGAGGAGAAGAGACUAUCUCCCAUGGGGAAUUAUAAUUUAUAUAAGAUGCUCUGCACUUCAGAUAUUCCACUCCCAUUAUGGUUUGCACAGAGUAUCUUCCUUCCAAAGUGUGGAAAGGGGGAGAAAGAGUUAUUUUACUGUUUAGAAACCUGUCAAACACUAUCCCAACCAGGUGAUCAAGGUCCAAAUCAAGUGAUAAAUCAUAUUGUUGAUAAGGUCCCUGAAUGUGAUGUGAUGAAAAUGACACAAGGUAAGCUCUUUAGUUGUCCUCCCCCAAAAUCCAUAGUUAUGCACAAGCAUAUAACAAAUCUCAAUUGAGGGACAAUCUACAAAGUAGCCAGAACUACUCCAAAUUUGUCAUCAAAAACAAGGAAAAAACCGAGAAAUUGGCACUCAAGCUGUGCCUAAGGAGACAUGACUACUAUGUAAUAUGGUGUCCUGGAUGGGGUUUGAGAGUGGAAAAAAGAACACUAAAGGAAAAUGAAGGAAUUCUGAAUAAAGUAUACACUUUAUUAUGUUAGCAAUACUGAUUUAUUAAUUGUGAUAAAUGUACCAUACUAAUGGAAGAUGUAAUUACAGAGGAAACUGGGUGAAAGGUAUAUGGUUACUAUCUUCUUAAUUU